Messenger RNA from Macrobrachium nipponense, 9195 nucleotides. It is a transcript of the gene sif, whose product is annotated as protein still life, isoform SIF type 1-like. The record is from RefSeq and is a predicted model, not a curated record. The coding region runs from base 425 to 8473 and encodes 2682 amino acids. Gene Ontology annotation, cellular component: synapse; membrane. Gene Ontology annotation, molecular function: protein binding; guanyl-nucleotide exchange factor activity. Gene Ontology annotation, biological process: positive regulation of axonogenesis; activation of GTPase activity; small GTPase-mediated signal transduction. Lineage: Eukaryota; Metazoa; Arthropoda; Malacostraca; Decapoda; Palaemonidae. The transcript has 32 exons.
GGACUCAAGAGAUUUAAUUAAUAUAGAUUUUUAUGUAUUCUCUUUAUCACUAGUGUUUCCUCUGUAGUCUCACUAUGAAUUAAUUUUCAGUCAUGUAUCAUUUUGCAAAGAAUUGCAAAGUUGCAUAUUGCCAAGUCACUUCUCUUUUGCUGAUUACUUGAGUACCUCUUUAGCGAGUCUCAUAUGCCCUCGUAGCAGUAUGUUAGAAGGCCAUUCUCGAUCUCGUACAGCCAAUCUCGUAUAGCUAAUCUCAUAUAGCCUCUGAAAACAAGAAGAAAAAUAUAAGAACAGAUAAAAUACGAGCGGAAUGCCUUAAUCCUCUUGGACGGAGGACGGAAUUUUGGGAACUUUGUGGGACCGUAUUGCACCCCUAUUUCAACCUUCCAGCUCCCCUUUCCCCCCCUAAAAAAGGUACCCAGCCACCAUGAAUCCUUUAUUUUGGAUGAGCAGAUCACGCCCUUCGUCGAAGCCUUCCUCCAGGGCGUCGUCUCCGAAUUUUGUUUAUCAUACCAUGUCUCCUUCCUUCAAGUUCUCGAGGAAGGCCUCGUCGUCCUACUCCUUGAAGUUGGAGCCCGUGCGAGGUGGAGCAGUCGUGGGAGGUGGUGGAGGAGGAGGAGGAGGCGGAGGAGCAGGCACGGGAGGCAAGAACAAGGGGAGGAGAAAGCCAGUCUCGACGCCCGCGUCCCCAAGCAGGACCAGGGAGCCCCAGUGCACCUGCAUGACGGCUGAGCAAUACGCCAGGCUGCGCGCGCAGGACCCCAGACUCAGAGGUACCGGUGUCGGGACACUGACCCGUAACAAAGAGGAGGCGCCCGUGUCCGUCGGAGGCGCCAACGACCGAGGAGGACUAGGAGAGCCGGCGACGCCAGGAGGCGGCGGCGGCGGCGGAGUAGGGGGAGGAGGAGGAGGAGGAGGAGGGCGCAGCCUGCGAGACAGCCGGCGAGAACUGUCGUCGAAGAGCGUGGACUACUCGGAGAUGGACACCGUGCGGGAGACGGACACCCUGACGCGCCGCGGCCGCAGCAAAAGCACCGACGACGUGACAAAAGGUAAUUCAGACUUCGAGAACAAUGUUGCAACACCAAGUUCCCCCACUAGCCAGCUGUUGCAAGAGUAUGAAAUGCACCUGCGGAACACUUUGGCUAAAGGGAUGGACGCUGAGAGUUACAGUCUCCAUACCUUUGAGGCUUUGCUUACCCAGAGCAUGGAAAAUCUCGAGUCCAUAGUAGAAGAAGGGUCAGUGUCCAGGCCAUCCUCAAGUGGCACUCCCAUAAAUUCUGUGGAUGACACCCCAAGGCACUCGGGGUCAUGGAAGUCAACGCCGUCAUCCAAUUCGCAUCCCAUAGGAGUGACAAGGGACUCUGCCUCUAAAGUUUAUGAUCAGAGAAGAAGACAAAAACUUCUCUCGGAGAUCAAUCGCAUUCAUAAGAAGUACCAGGCAAGGCACACCUCACCUGCAUAUAUCAAUGAUGAGCCACUCAUCCCUUGCCCAAGUGUACAUGGAGUGCAGAGGGCAGAAAGCUUAGGAACUGUCAAUAAAUAUGGAACGCUUCCAGCAAGUCAGCGAGGCUCUGAGAGAUCUCUGCCAGCGGCAGCACUUAGGGACGACCGUGAUCACAGUGGCUACUUUAGUGAUCGUAAUGACAGCUACGGAAGCCGUCGUGACUUGCAUGACAGAGGCUACAUGAGUGAUCAUGAUCGAAGGUUCUAUGAUCGCCAGGAUAGCAUUCGGUCUGGGUACAUGAGUGACCGAGAGAGAGGCUAUACCAGCGAUCGGGAUUCGAGAGGCUACAUGAGUGAUCGAGACCGCUCAGGCUACAUGAGCGACCGAGAGAGAGGCUACAUGAGCGAUCGAGAAAGAGGCUAUAUGAGUGAUCGCGAAAGAGGCUACAUGAGUGAUCGCGAAAGGGGGUAUGCCAGCGAUCGCGAGCGUGGAUACGCCAGCGAUCGCGAGCGUGGAUACGCCAGCGAUCGAGAGCGGGGUUACGCAAGCGACCGAGAGCGAGGCUACGCUAGUGAUCGAGAAAGAGGAUAUAUGAGUGAUCGAGAGCGAGGGUACAUGAGUGAUCGGGAACGCGGUUACAUGAGUGACCGCGAGAGAGGCUAUAUGAGUGACCGAGACUCCAGGGGUUACACCAGUGAUCGAGGCGGUUACGGCAGUGACCGGGAGAGGGGUUACUCCAGCGACCGAGAACAUGGCGCCCUGGUCACGCAGGCAUCCAUGGAGAGCGCAGACUCUAGGCUCUGCUACCUCACGUCUUCUGAGCGGCUGCUGCCUCCGCCCGUUGGCGCCUUCAGCCCUAUUUGCAUGGCGAAAGAGAAUAUGCACUUGCAAGAGAGAAUGCACCACCCUCAGGAGAAUGUGCACUUGCAGAACAGUAUGUACUUGCAAGGCAAUGUCAAUUUGCAAGGCAACAUGAUGCACUUGCAAGGCCCUGGUACUCCUAACAUAUAUAAUACUAGCACUAAUAGGUUUUUUCAAGGUACAAACAGUGUGCAAUACCCAGAUGGUAGUAGACUUGUGCAGGGCGGGGUGCCCCAGCAUGACCACAUGCCAUUUCUGAACAAUGUGCAUGAUGGCUGCUACAUGUCCCCCGACGCAUUGAGCGCCAAUGGCAGCGUCGUGCCCUACGCAGGUGGCAUGCACUACCCAGGUGGUAUGCUGCCUCCAGACAUGCACUUGGCAGGUCCAGGUGGUAUGCCAUACCCGGAUCAAGUUCCUAACGCUAUCCCCUACCCAGAACACGAGGCCACUGCCGUCACUUUCGAAGACCAGGUCGUGCCCAACGCCAUCACCUACCCAGACCACGCCGGAGGCCAGAACACAGUGACCUUCCAAGAGCCGGUGCAAAACGGCUUGCCUUAUCAAGAGCCCCUGACCCCCAACGCCUUGCCUUACCCAGACCACGUUCCCAGGGGCGUGACCUUCGAGGAACCAGCUCAGGACGACGAUGAUGACGAAGACGACGACGACGACGACGACGGCAGGGGGAUGCCUUACCCAGAGCACCACCACCAGAGAGUGGCGUUUCAGGAGCCCUUUCAGCCCUUUCAGGAAGACCACCUCUCCUUUCAGGAGACCAUUCCCUUUCAAGGGGACCUCCCCAUUUACCAGGGGAAUCUGCACCUGCAAGAUGGAAUGCACCUGCCGGAGGGCGUGCAUCUGUCGAACGACGCAGAGGUCAAUUCCCAGAACGAAAUGAACCACCUCCAGAACAGUGGUAGUCUGCAGCAUCAGCACCAGCACCAGCACCAGCAGCACCUGUCAGACAUCAAUAUGAACGAGAACAGGCAGUUGCAAGGCAAUACCGACUUGCAAGAGGAGAUGCACUUGCGAGAGAAUAUGCACUUGCAAAACGAUGGUUGUCAUUUGCAAGACAAUAUGAACUUACAAGGCAAUACUUCCUUGCAAGAGAAUGUUGACUUGCAAGGCAACACACUGCACUACAAGAACAGCAGCGGCAUGCACCUACAAGGCCACGACACAGACUUGCAAGAAGACGACCACAUGCAUCCUAUGCAGAACCACAACCACUUGAUAGACAAUCACCACCACCAUCUCCACCACCACCAUCUCCACCACCAUCUCCAACACCAAAACAUGCAAGGGAUCGACAACAACAACAUGAACAACAACCCCCUGCAGAUGAAUGGCAAUCACCCCCACCUGCAUCACCAUCACCAUCAUCCCUUGCAACAACAGAGCGGCCCUCCUCCUCCUCCUCCUCCUCCUCAUCAUCAUCCCAUGCACGAGGCGCUGGUGCCCUUUCACGACAGUCGGCAUCACCAUCCUCAUACGCAGCUGCAGCAGAUACAGCAGCUGCAGGGGCAGCAGCAGCAGCAUCAGCAGCAGCAGCAUCCGGAUGAUGAUGAUGAGUACGCUCCUCUGCAGGAGGGCUACGUCUUCCAAGAAGGUGGCGGCGGGGGCGGGGGCAUGCUUUAUAUGGCCAACGCCUCGCCCUCCGAGAUGCACUUACCAGAUAGCAUGUAUGACUUGCAAAACCACAUGCACUUGCAAGACAACUUUCACUUGCAAAACGGUAUGCACUUGCAAGAUCAUUACCUCCUGCAGGACAACAUGGCGUACUUGCAAAGCGGCAUGCAUUUGCCAGACGGCAUGAUUCCCCUGCAGGGUCCUGUGCCCUUGCAAGACAGUAGUACGCCCUUGCAAGAUGCUCUGCAUUUGCACUCCCCGGGAGGAGAGCUUCCCAGGAUGAUCACCGCACCCGCUGGUGGCGCAAUGUCCGAUGACGACCGCAUGUCGCUGACGACCGCCGUGAGCGAGGAUGAGGACGGGGAGAGCGUCCACAACUCCCCUUACAAGGCGCCUCGGGCGGGCACCACUGCCGCCUCCUUCAACUGCACCGGCGCCGUCAGGAAGGCUGGAUUCCUGAGCGUCAAGAAGUGGCUACUACGUAAGAAGCACCAGAUCGAGCUGGCGCGCAAGCGGGGCUGGAAGGGCUACUGGGUCUGCCUGAAGGGCACGACGUUGCUCUUCUACCCCUGCGACUCGAGGGAAGGGCGCUCCGUGGAGGCGGCCCCCAAGCACCUCAUCAUCGUGGACGGCGCCAUCAUGCAGCCGAUUCCCGAACACCCGAAGAGGGACUACAUCUUCUGCCUCUCGACGGCCUUUGGAGACGCUUACCUGUUCCAGGCUCCCUGUCAAGUCGAACUGGAGAACUGGGUGAACAGUAUUCACAGCGCAUGCGCAGCUGCCUUCGCCAGGCACCGCGGCAAGACGGGUACUUUACAUCUCCUACAGGAGGAGAUCUUCCGCAUUGACAGAGCUAUUGAGUCUGACUCUAAACUGAAGCAUAUGGCAGAACUCCAGCUGUCAGUGGUGUCAGAUGCAGAGAGCAAACAGCAGAUCAUGGGUCAAAUCAUGCAAUGGGAAGAGAACUUGGAGAGACUACAUUGCGAACAGUUCCGUCUGCGUUGCUACAUGGCUUCCUUACAGACUGGGGAAUUGCCCAAUCCUAAGGGUUUGUUAACUCACGUCUCCCGUACAACCAAGACUACGCUCAAUCGGUUAGGAGUUUUUACUGUCAGUAGCUUCCAUGCUUAUAUUUGUGCCCGAAGUCCCUCCCUGCUCAACAAUCUCCUCGCUGGCAGAGGAGCCACUAAACGCAGUCUUGAAUGUUGCAGGGCACCCAUGUUAUCGCGAAGCAAUAGUGUCUCGUCUCGACGCUCGCUGCAAAUGCAACAGCAACUCGAGGGAGAGCAGCAGUACAAGGUUAAUUUGCCAGACAAUCAGACUGUAAGUAUCAGCCUCAAAGAUGCAAUGACCGUUGAAGAAUUUUUGGUGGCAGCCAGUAGUCGUAAGAGCCUGAAUCCUAUGGAGCAUUUUGUACGAGUCAAAAAGCGCAGAGAAUUAGAGGAAACUAAUUACUUUGUGCCACAUCGCACAGAUCUCAUUGAAAAUUAUUUGGCAACCCACGAAGUUGUAGAAAUCUGUGCCAAAAUUCUCUACCAAGUAGAACUGUCUCGAUCUUCCCUGGAUCACAUGUGGGGCUUCAGCGUAGAAGCUGAGCUCAUAGAGAACUCUGAGAGGCAGGACGAACUCUGCUGUUACAUCUCCAGAGUCGAGGAUCGCUCCACUGCAAUGCAGAACGGAAUCAUCAAAGGGGAUGAGAUCAUGGUCAUCAAUGGUGCAAUUGUUAGUGACCUAGACAUGAUGUAUAUUGAAAGUGUCCUACAAGAGGAACUUGCUUUGUGUCUCAUGAUGAGGUCUUCUAGAACUGAUCCCCCUGACCUAGCAUCACUUAUGAAAACCACUGAUGAGAUCAUUGAGUCGCUCGUGUGUCCACCACCACCCACAGAGGCAUCCUUGAAUGAGGAGAUGAUCUCAAGGAUGAUUGUUCCAGCACCUUCCUGGAGUAAAAGUAUCGCAUCUGGUAAAGAGCCAGCGAGUCCAGACGGCUUCCUACCGCCACCUUCAGACACUUCCGGAUCUAACGUUUCAUCCCUGGAAAUUGAAAGUUUAUUAAAAAAUUCUGACCUGGGUGGAGGAUGCUGUCGAUCUCCCGUCGACCGCAGGGCCAGCCCCACCGGCUCCAUAGCGUCGACUCAGAGCCAGUCCCAGCUCACUCCAUCCCGUCAGCUCAGCGAUGGGGAGCGACUCAAAAAAGUCAUCCUGGAGCUCGUCGAUACGGAAAGGAGCUACGUCAAGCACCUGAACAACCUCCUGGAGAACUACCUGGAGCCCCUGAAGAGCGCGUCCUUCCUGAGCUCCGCCGAGGUGAACGCCCUCUUCGGCAACAUUCGGGAGAUCGUGGCCUUCCAGAGACUCUUCCUCCAAGCCCUUCAGGAGGCUCUCGACAUGGAGCCCGGCUUCCCCAAGUUCGACCAACCGUACGAAUUCAGGAAUGUCCUUUUCUCCAUCGGGAGCGCCUUCCUCUACUACGCCAGCCAGUUCAAGUUGUAUAGCUCUUUCUGCGCCUCACACUCCAAAGCUCAAAAAGUCCUACAUCCCAGUGAGGGUAACCAAGCUCUACAAGAGUUCUUAGCAUCGCGCAAUCCACGCCAGCAACACUCUGCCACCUUAGAGUCGUACCUCAUCAAGCCUAUCCAGCGCAUCCUGAAGUACCCUCUGCUUCUGCAGCAACUCAAGGCUCUGACCACCCCGGGUUCUGAUGAGCAUAGACAUCUAGUUGAGGCCCUGAAGGUCAUGGAGAAGGUAGCCGAGCAUAUCAACGAGAUGCAAAGGAUCCAUGAGGAAUAUGGUGCAAUAUUUGACCAUUUAUUCCGUCAACAUCAAAAGUCUUGCAAACAAGAACCUAGGAUCUCACAUGGUCCACACCUCCCACAGCCAAUCGACCUCUCUCCGGGGGACCUCCUCUACUAUGGAGGUGUUGAGUGGCUCAAUAUCUCCGAUUUCCUCGGCAAGAUCAAGAAGGGCCUGGAACUUCAUGCCAUGUGCUUUGUCUUCAAAACAGCUGUCGUCUUCUUAUGUAAAGAGAGACUUAGACAGAAGAAAAAGCUGAUGGUUAGUUCAGUAGGUGCUCCUGGGAAGAAUAGUUCAUCAGAAGUUGAAAUUAUUAGGUAUCAGGUGCUCAUCCCAGUGACAGAAGUGCAGGUUAGAGCGUCUUCUAUGAAAGACAUGGACUCUCACUUUCUUUGGGAACUUAUUCACCUCAAAAGCCAAUUACAACGACGGUCUGAAAAAGUCUAUCAUUUAUCUAAUAGUACAUCAGAAUUUCGAAAUGCUUUCCUGAAGACUAUACGACAGAUCAUCAGGGAAUCUGUACGCAAUAUGAACAUCCCAGCCAAUAAACCAUCAUCAUCCUCUUCCAGCGUUUCAAACAAAGGGAACACAAACACAUUACAGCCAUCACGGUCGGCACAAAAGAAAAAGACUCCCAUAGUACAGUCGGCAACCCUGCAACGACAUUCUGCAGGUAACAUAGAUUAUGACAACCUGGAGAGCUACGACAACGUGCCCGAGACGCAGAUCGGGCAUGACCAGUCCAACUUCCGCACACGCAGCAAGACAAUGUCGGAUGGCAUGGACGAACUCAGUGAUUCAACCACCAAGAGCGACGGCGGCAAGGACGAAACGGGAACGCGGUCGGAGGGCGAGGAGGAGGUAAUAGAGAAGAAAAAGGCGACCCUGGGGCGAACCCCUAACCAUCUCUCGCUGUCCACCACCUCGACGCUCUCUACGGGCUCCACCGGCUCCAUGGCCAAGCUUAUCCAGGCCUCUAACCAGCCAUCACAGUAUCAGCCAGCCAAGAGUGUUGGUUCACCAGUAUGGAAGCCUCGUGAUACCUUCGCCCAGUCAGGUGGCAGCUCUAGUGGAGUAGGUGCAGGAGGUGCUGGCCAGCGAGGAGAGUCACUAACACUUCCUCGUGCAGGAAAAUCCAGCGGGCGUGAGGAUCACUUCCUGGUGUAUGAAGAAUAUGGCGGAAACAUAUACAUGAGUAGCAAAAAGGAUUCAGAGAAACAACCUGAAACAGUAUGCACAACUACUACAACCCUAGUAACACCAAUCAAAAUCAAGGUACAUGGAGGUUUUGAACCUAGAAGUGGUGGUUUCCCUACCUCCAGUAGAGAAUUGUUCAGAGACGUUGGUACAAACACUCCAAAUGGUUGCUACAUAAUCACAAAAGAGAUGAAAGAAGUAAAAAAGACCAGUCCUCAUAGUCAUGGGCAUCCUCACUCAGGAAAGCCUACACACAUCAGUAAUGGACAAACCAAACAUACUGUGACCCACAUAGUUCAAACAACAAUUCGCCCAGCAUCAAUGAAUGGGGAUCCAUCACAUUUACAUCAACCUAGACCUUCGCCCAGGGAGGGGGCAGUCGGCACAGGAAGGACCCAACGGCUUCAUGGCGGAACAGUCAAAAGCUCUCCAUGGCCAGGCUUCCCUUACACAGAAGAAGGGUCAUCCCAAAUAGCACAUGACAUGGAGGGCAUUCUUCCAGGUGGCAUGACCAUAGACAGUCUCCUGCAACAACUGCGAGCACUCUCUUAAGGUUCAAAAUAUGGAUUGUUAGGUCGAACGAAAACAAGCAGUGCUCUUCGCUAUAAAUGUGCAUUCAUGCAUUUUCCACAAAUUACCUGCCACGCUAAUGUUACGUAAACAGGCUUAAGCAGCUGUCUUCCAUAUAGCCUACGAUGCCAAAAAGUGCACCUUCAUUCCUGUUAAGCUCAUCAGUUGCAAUAUAAAAUGAUGUUGAAAAUCUGUUUACUCAUCCAUUUUCAGCUGCCAUGUAAUGCAAUGAUAAGAAUGAAUUUGAAAAUAAUAUACAGUACUGUAUACAAGUGUAAUAUACAAUAAGCCAUAAGGUGUACUUAAAAUACUGCAUGCUAAGUUCCAAAAUUAAUGAUCAAAAUGAAUUCCAUACUUUUAAUGCUGCUAGCCAAAUAACCUUCUUGAACUGGGCAUUUGAAAGUGUAUGCACCGUGAACAUGCUAAGCUAUCUAGUCUCAUAGCCAUCAGAUGGUUCAAAUUUCUUCUUUACUACUUUAAUUCUGCUCUACACUCCGAUGUAUAUAAAUGUGUGCUCUUUCUGUUUUCUAACUUUCUAAAAAACGUCUAAAAUGUAUACACUGUUGGAAGUAUUGUGAUAGACUCUUCAAAUACUGUUCUAUAUAUGCAAUUUUGUUUACUUCCUGGUCUUUCAGUUACAUCUUUAAGACAAAUAUAUUAUGUACAUGGGUACCAUGCUCAAUAAAGUAUAUUACAAAAAUUUA